This is a messenger RNA of Cucumis sativus (cucumber), 1119 nucleotides long. RefSeq names its product NEDD8-specific protease 1. The coding region runs from base 164 to 874 and encodes 236 amino acids. NCBI's taxonomy places the organism in Eukaryota, Viridiplantae, Streptophyta, Magnoliopsida, Cucurbitales, Cucurbitaceae. The transcript has 2 exons. The record is from RefSeq and is a predicted model, not a curated record. Gene Ontology annotation, molecular function: deNEDDylase activity; cysteine-type peptidase activity. Gene Ontology annotation, biological process: proteolysis.
AUUAUCUCAGAAAUUACAAAGUGCUUUAGAACUUUCGAGGCACUACAAAAGCUUCCUUACGUAUGAGUUCGUAGCAACAAAACUUCACUGAAGGAUCCUCCUCAGAUCGGUUUCGGAUUCAUAAAUCUUCGGAGGUCUCUCGGAACUGGCUGCCUGAUCCAAAAUGGGGAAGUCUGAAGGAGAUGAGAAAAUCUUAAGCUACAACGAUGUUGUACUCAGAAAAUCCGACUUGGAGAUCCUUAGCGGUCCAUAUUUUCUGAACGAUCGAAUCAUCGAGUUCUAUUUUAGCUAUCUAAGCACAACCCAUCCUUCCAACGGCAUUCUUCUAUCUCCACCUUCAAUUGCUUUCUGGAUGAUGAACUGCCCCGAUGUUGAAAGUCUCAACAGUUUCCUAGAACCUCUCAAUCUACCCCACAAGAAGCUCGUAAUUUUCCCCGUAAACGACAACAUUGACGUUAGCAAACCUGAAGGUGGAAACCACUGGAGUCUUCUUGCAUUUUACAGAGAAGCAAACAUAUUUGUUCAUCAUGAUAGCAAUAAAGGAAUGAACAAGUACGCCGCCAAGCGACUCUACAAUGCUGUGGCUAGAUUUAUGAAUGAUGGCUCGAUUUCAACAUUGAAUCCAAGUUACGUGGAAUGCGUCGAGUCUCCACAACAAGUAAAUGGAUAUGAUUGUGGUGUGUAUGUUACAGCUAUUGCAAGAAGCAUAUGCAAAUGGUAUGAGGAAAGGAGAGAAGUUGAGAAAGAUGGGUUGUGGUUUUCAGCUGUGGUGGAGGAGAUUAGUCCAUCAUUGGUUGCUAAUAUGCGUAGAGAAAUUUUGGGGCUAAUAAGAAGUUUAAUGGCUGUGAAGGAAUAUCAACCGGCUACUAAGUAACACAUUGUUGUGUUGUUCAUUCGUUAUAUUGUCAAUUCUUUGCUUACGGUUCCAUUUGUGUUGGCUAAUGGAGAUAAUGGGUUUUGCUCAAAUGAUCGAAUCAGUCUUAAUUGCUUUGGGGUUAAAAAGUUCUUAUAGCUCCUCAUGUUUCAGGGAAAAAUGGGUCCAAAUUCUGAUGAAAAUCCAAUUUUAGGGGAACGUGAAUUUGAUGUAACGUUUCUAAGUGGAAGUUUUUCUUCUUUCUU